UGAUGUUUGUGCUCCGCUCGGUAGAGUUGUGUACAGAGGGAGAAGAGGGGACUGAUUGCUAGCUAACUAUUAAAGAAACGGGAUUGAACGUGGAAACAUUUCACACGGUGGGCUUCCUUUCCUAAAAGUGUACAUUGGAUACCUGUUUGUGACGAAGAGGCCUGGACCGGCCGUUUUCAAACAGAACCAACAUACAUUUACGCUUGUAUUGUAGCUAACCAUCGCGCCGUGUAGCCACAGCACAACACAGCAGCGCCAGUCGGAGCCCGUCUCCAAAACAAGAAUGGGGUCUAGGUCCACAGCACGGUUUAGGUAAAGUGACCUUUGGUUGUGUUUUCUAAAUGGCAAAUUUCACGAAUUACCAAGAAAGCAAAGCGGCUAUGUUGUUAGUGGAGACGCAACAGAGGGGCAUCGGGACGAAACCAGCGGCAGCCAAUGAUGGAGACACCUCGGUCGGGGAACCCCCUUCCCCGUUAUUGAAUAUCGGUGGCGUCGGGGCCAGCGGAGCUCGUUUCCAUCAGCACUUGCCGCCCUCCAGCCACCAUCACUACCCCCAGAGCUCGCUGCCCAAAGGACAACAACACCCGCUGUCGCACCACUACCAGGCGGCGACGGAGCAUCAUCUCUCUGUUGAAAACAUCACGGAGUCCCCGGUAAGGAAAGCCUCGUCAUCGUCUUUGAACCUGGUACAGCAGGACCCCGCUGCUAGCCACCACGCACUCGCUGCGUCGGUAAACGCGGCGUCGGCCGCGAUACAACUAGCCGCGAAUGCUAAUGUUAGCGUGGCUACCUCAGAAGGUGUAGUGGACGACAUUCAGAAGUGUGGCUAUCUGCGGAAACAGAAACACGGCCACAAGAGGUUUUUCGUGCUGAGGGCGGCCAGCCACCUAGGCCUCAGUCGGUUGGAGUACUAUGACAGCGAGAAAAAAUUCCGUAACAGUCUGCGGUCUGCUGCUGCGGCAGCUGCAAACGGUACGGUCGCCCCUUCUCCCCCGAAAAGGGUGAUCUAUCUGUAUCAGUGCUUCACUGUCAACAAACGAGCAGAUUCCAAAAACAAACACCUCAUAGCCCUCUACACUAAGGAUGAAUACUUUGCUAUUGUAGCUGAAAACGAGCAGGAACAAGAUGACUGGUAUGUAGCGCUGAGUGAACUGAUGAGUGAGGGGAAAAAGGGGCAUCUAGACUCGGACGAGUUGGAUGAUGGCUACGGUACCGUCACACCAGGUACGGUUUUCAAAGAGGUGUGGCAGGUGAACGUGAAACCCAAAGGGCUGGGUCAGACCAAGAACCUCACAGGUGUGUAUCGUUUAUGCCUCUCUACUAAAACUAUCCACCUGGUCAAACUAAACUCUGAGACGCCAUGUGUCAACCUUCAGCUGAUGAACAUCAGACGCUGUGGACACUCAGAAAGCUUCUUCUUCAUGGAGGUGGGUCGGUCAUCCUCUAUAGGCCCUGGGGAGAUAUGGAUGCAGGUAGAUGACUCUGUAGUGGCUCAGAACAUGCAUGAGACCAUCCUGGAGACCAUGAAGGCUCUGAAGGCCUUUGCUGAGAUCCGCCCCAGGAGCAAGAGCCAAUCUUCUGGCUCCAACCCCAUCGCUUUUAUCACCACCCGCCGUCACCUAGGUAACCUGCCUCCGAGCCAGACAGGUCUCCAGCGCCGCUCCAGGACUGAGUCGGUGGUUGGGACGCCGCCGUCGAGUAAGAGCUCUGGCGCCAGCGGCUAUCGCUUCCGAACAUCGAGCGAGGGUGAGGGGACGAUGAACCGGCCAUUCCGAUCCGUUACCGGCAGCCUGAUCCACCUGAACACUGCCCGGAUACACCUGGGGCGCCAGGAGGGCGGGGUAGGGGCAGGGAAUACCGGGAGCACCGGGGUUGUAGGGCGCUACGCCAGGGCACUACCAGGGUCCACCUACCACGCCCGCUCCGCCUCGCUCCCAGUCUCCCACUUUCCCUCCACCACCUCCCCUGUCAGCGUGUCCAGCAGCAGCGGGCAUGGCUCCGUCUCCGAUACCCUUACCCGGCCCUCCUCAGCGUCCAUCUGUGGUUCCCCCUCCGACGGAGGCUUCAACUCCUCAGACGAGUACGGCUCCAGCCCUGGGGACUUCCGCUACUUCAGGGUCCGGAGCAACACUCCUGAUUCCCUUGGCAACACCCCACCAAUCAGAGAAGAGAACUGCAUGAGCGACUACAUGGCCAUGGGCUGGCACCGUGAGGUGUUUGGAGCCGCCAGCGGUGGAGGGAGUAGCUCUGGCAGUGCGGAGACGCCCAACCGGGACGAGAGCACGUCGACGGAUGACGACAGGUCCCUGAGGAGACGUACCCACUCGUUCACGCGGCCCGGGGGUCAGGGGGGUGUUGCCGGCGGCAGCAGUGGUGUGACGGUGUACCAGAAGAUGACCCAGACCACCUUCUCGCUGGACGAGUCGGUGUCCGUGGGAGAGGCCCUGUCUCUCGGCCGCACCGACAGCAUCACCCAGCCUUCCUCCUCUUCUUCUUCCCUCCGCUCUGACUACAGCUCCUGCUCCGAGCACAGCCAGGGCCGACCCCCUCCUUUUUCGGCCAAGGAGGACAGCGGCUACAUGCCCAUGUUGUGUGGGGUGGCAGCCUCACCCUGUGACGCACCGGACUACAUGCCUAUGCAACCCAGCUCCCCCUCUCUUCACCACCACCAUCCCCAGCACUCCCACUCUCCCCAGGCCCCCCGCUCAGCCCAACAGCACACAGACCCCGUGGCUACAUGA
This is a messenger RNA of Oncorhynchus tshawytscha (Chinook salmon), 2741 nucleotides long. RefSeq names its product insulin receptor substrate 2-B-like. The record is from RefSeq and is a predicted model, not a curated record. Gene Ontology annotation, cellular component: cytosol; plasma membrane. Lineage: Eukaryota; Metazoa; Chordata; Actinopteri; Salmoniformes; Salmonidae. Bases 342 to 2741 code for a protein of 799 amino acids. The transcript has a single exon. Gene Ontology annotation, molecular function: phosphatidylinositol 3-kinase binding; insulin receptor binding. Gene Ontology annotation, biological process: insulin receptor signaling pathway.